Messenger RNA from Gossypium raimondii (Peruvian cotton), 3503 nucleotides. RefSeq names its product probable amino-acid acetyltransferase NAGS2, chloroplastic. Gene Ontology annotation, molecular function: L-glutamate N-acetyltransferase activity, acting on acetyl-CoA as donor. Gene Ontology annotation, cellular component: cytoplasm. The coding region runs from base 1349 to 3178 and encodes 609 amino acids. The transcript has 11 exons. Gene Ontology annotation, biological process: L-arginine biosynthetic process. The record is from RefSeq and is a predicted model, not a curated record. Lineage: Eukaryota; Viridiplantae; Streptophyta; Magnoliopsida; Malvales; Malvaceae.
UUUUUCUUUUCCCAAUAUCAAGCCCCACUGUCGUCAACUUCUUCUCCGGCGCCGAUCACUUCUUCGACAAGAAUGGCACGAGUUUAAGAUCUUCUCACCCUAUUUCACUUUAUCAACCCAAAUUCGCCGAGAAAUGCCCCAAAAUCCCUGAAACUAAAGCCCACUUUCGAACUCUUCUUUCGCCAGAUCUCUGUCAGCAACCGUUAAACCGUCUUGGUUUUUUUGUAAUGUGAUUCUUCUUAUCAGUGGCUACCUUUUGCUUGUUCAAAUCUCCAAACAAAGAUUGGAAAUCCUAAGUCGUAGAAUUUUCUGGACUUCAAGCCCUCGUCGCCACAUCUUCUUUAUCUGCAUGCCUCGUCACCCCACCUUCACUAUCAACUUGAAAUCUCCAUCAAUCAACCCAAAAUUAAUAUCUAAUGCAACCUUUUAUUUUAUUUUCAUAAACUAUAACCUUGAAAUUUUAUUUUCUAUUAUUGUGAAAAAUGAUUUGGAGUUUGACAUGAAAAAUAAAUUAACAUGGAUUAAUUUAAUUAAUUGGUAAAGAAAGUUUAUAUAAUAAUUUAUUGUUAAGAUAGCAUCACUCACAUUAGAUUAAAUCGAGAACUAAUUAGGAUAUCGAUUUGAAAUAAAAAGAUAGAUUGAUUGACUUACAAAUCGAUUGAAUUGAUAGUUAAAUUAAUUGAAUUAGUUUUUUUUAUUUUAAUAAUUUAUCUAAUUGAAUUGAUCAAACCAAUCAAACUAAUUGAACCGAAAAGUGAUAAUUUAACUAAUUCAACCAUGAAAGCUUUAGUGACUUCUCCUUUGAUCACCUCUUGACUAUGGUUGCCACGUGUCAUAAUUACUUUGUUACUAAACUAUUAACAACUUGAGGUUUUGAUCACUUAAUUUUAAAAAAUUAUAAAAUAGUCAUUGAACAAAUUAUUUGAAAGUUUUCAUUUAAGUUACUGAGCUGUUAAAAUUAUUGUUAUAUGGCUUUAUUGUUCGCAUCACUUGCACCAAUCGAAAGCUCUCAUUCCUAUUCUCUUUUACCGUUUAAUUUUUUUCAUGAAACAAUUUUAAAUUUUACAAAUUUGUGAAUCAAAAUUCAAAAACUUUCUUUUCAGAUAUCUGACACAGAUCGUUAGAUCAACUUGGAUCAAAUAUAUAUUAUUUUAUUCAUCGAUGUAUAUUAAUCUAUUGUAGUUAUCGUCGAAAUUUAAAGUUUAUUAGUCGAACUUUAAAAAAAUUAACAUAAAUAAUUUAAAUAAAAAUUUUCGGAUAAUUAAGUGAGUAAAAUGAAAUAUUUCGAAUAGUUAAGUGAGUUGAAUAUAACUCAAAUUUCGUUGCUCUGUUGCAAGCGAACUUUCAAAUGCCGCCGAAGAUGGUCGUUUCAUAUUCAACAACUCGCCUCCCUCUCAUCUCCACGGCUCGAAGCGAACUACUUUCAACCCGCCGCGGCUUCCAAACCGGACUCCUCAAAUUGAGAACCGGAUUAAAUUUCCGGACUCAGUGUCUUAAACCCGAACCCUGGUCUAAGCGAAGUUAUUCGGUUAAGCGCAAUGUGGUUAACGAAGAAGAUAGCAUGGAGGAGACUUACAACCCUGUCGACGAUAAGCAGUUCGUCCGGUGGUUCCGGGAGGCUUGGCCUUACCUCUGGGCCCACCGUGGCGGCACUUUCGUUGUUAUUAUUUCGGGUGAAAUCGUCGCGUCUCCCUUUUUGGACGCCAUUUUAAAGGAUAUUGCGUUUUUGCAUCACCUAGGGAUCAGAUUUGUUAUUGUUCCGGGAACUGACGUGCAAAUUGACAAGCUUCUGACUGAAAGAGGGCAUGAACCAAAGUAUUAUGGUAGAUAUAGAAUAACAGACUCAGAAUCGCUAGCUGCCGCAACGGAAGCGGCAGGUGGGAUUCGUCUAAUGAUGGAGGCAAAACUUUCUCCUGGACCAUCCAUAUGUAAUAUUCGUCGACAUGGAGAUAGUAGUCGUUUGCACGAAGUUGGUGUCAGUGUUGCUAGCGGCAACUUCCUUGCAGCCAAGAGAAGAGGAGUAGUUGAAGGUGUUGAUUAUGGAGCAACAGGUGAAGUAAAGAAAGUAGAUGUUGCCCGUAUGCGUGAGAGGCUUGAUGGUGGUUGUAUAGUAAUAUUAAGCAACUUGGGUUAUUCUAGCUCUGGAGAAGUUUUGAAUUGCAACACAUAUGAAGUUGCUACUGCUUGUGCAUUAGCUAUUGGAGCAGACAAGCUUAUUUGCAUCAUAGAUGGUCCGAUCUUGGAUGAGAAUGGAUGCCAUAUUAGUUUCUUGCCAGUUCAAGAAGCAGAUAUGUUAAUCCGUCAGCGCGCCGAGCAAAGCGAAAUAGCAGCUAAAUAUGUGAAAGCUUUUGCUGAAGAAGAUCUCACUUGCCUUGGACAUAAUGAUUUUAUUGCAGCUGCUCACUCUUCGCAGAAUAGGCAGACUCUUAAUGGUGCUCAUAAUCCAACCUUUCAGAAUGGUGUUGGUUUUGACAACAGCAAUGGUUUAUCUGGAGAGCAGGGCUUUGCUAUUGGAGGUCAGGAGCGGCUAAGUCGACUAAAUGGUUACCUUUCAGAGUUGGCUGCUGCAGCUUUUGUCUGCAGAGGUGGUGUACAAAGAGUUCAUUUGUUAGAUGGCACUAUUGGUGGGGUCCUAUUAUUGGAACUAUUCAAACGAGACGGAAUGGGGACAAUGGUGGCCAGUGAUCUAUAUGAAGGGGCUAGGAUGGCUAAGGUAACAGAUCUCGCUGGCAUCAAGCAAAUCAUAAAACCUUUGGAAGAGUCCGGCACAUUGGUUCGCAGGACCGAUGAUGAGCUGCUUAAGGCCAUAGAUUCAUUCGCUGUUAUGGAAAGGGAAGGUCAAAUCAUUGCUUGUGCUGCUCUUUUUCCUUUCUUCAAGGAGAAGUGUGGAGAAGUUGCUUGCAUUGCAGUUUCUCCCGAGUGCCGAGGACAAGGACAGGGGGAUAAAUUGCUUGAUUAUAUUGAGAAGAAGGCGUCCUCACUCAGAUUGGAUAGGCUUUUCCUUCUGACAACUCGGACUGCUGAUUGGUUUGUAAGGCGUGGGUUUACGGAGUGUAGCAUCGACAUGAUACCUGAUGAAAGGAGGAAAAAGAUUAAUCUAUCUCGUAAAUCCAAGUAUUACGUGAAGAAAUUGGUAGCGGAUGGAAGUGGAAUUACUGCCGAUAGAGCAUUUAAAUGAAGCUUCCAACAUAUGCCAGCUGAGUGUACUAGUUCAUAUGGCAAACUCCUGCGGUUGCCAGUUCAAGAUUAGACGCAUAACGUUUUCUUGAGGUGAUAGUUAUGGGCAGGUGGGGAACUCGAAAAAUGAGCUCCUUUAGCAGAAAGUGCAAACCAGGGCUGAAUCUCAUCUAGUGUAAAUUAGAUAUUGCCUAGGUUUUUGUUACGAUUUCUAGUUGAUUAUCGCUAUUGCCAUAAGCCACUUAGUUGUAUUGCUGGUUUAUAGGCGAUUUGUAAUUAACAGUGCUUUUAGAAUAUGAUAAAUAAUAUAUUCUUUUUUUGGUUGA